AUGACAACCCCCCCCCCCACACUCUCACGUCCACACAAAGACGUGAUAGACGUCCACACAAAGACCUCCCUACACAGAAAGCUCCCCGCACAGAGACCUCCCUACACAGAGACCUCCCUACACAGAGACCUCCCACCACAGAGACCUCCCUACAAAGAGACCUCCCUGCACAGAGACCUCCCUACACAGGACCUCCCUACACAGAGACCUCCCUACACAGAAAGCUCCCCGCACAGAGACCUCCCUACACAGAGACCUCCCUACACAGAGACCUCCCUACACAGAGAUCUCCCUACACAGGACCUCCCUACACAGAGACCUCCCUACACAGAAAGCUCCCCGCACAGAGACCUCCCUACACAGAGACCUCCCUACACAGAGACCUCCCUACACAGAGACCUCCCACCACAGAGACCUCCCUACAAAGAGACCUCCCUACACAGAGACCUCCCUACACAGAAAGUUCCCCGCACAGAGACCUCCCUACACAGGACCUCCCUACACAGAGACCUCCCUACACAGAGACCUCCCUACACAGAGAUCUCCCUACACAGGACCUCCCUACACAGAGACCUCCCUACACAGAGACCUCCCUACACAGAAAGCUCCCCGCACAGAGACCUCCCUACACAGAGACCUCCCUACACAGAGACCUCCCUACACAGACCAGGACAGAGCCAGGAUAGGUUAAGUUGCCAUUUGGGCUCCAUCCAAGCAGAUGGCUGA
Salvelinus fontinalis (brook trout) is the source of this 726-nucleotide messenger RNA. RefSeq lists its product as uncharacterized. The record is from RefSeq and is a predicted model, not a curated record. Bases 1 to 726 code for a protein of 241 amino acids. The transcript has a single exon. Lineage: Eukaryota; Metazoa; Chordata; Actinopteri; Salmoniformes; Salmonidae.